AGAUGAAGCUUAAAGAUGAAGAUCUCAGUGGCUGUGUUGACUUUGUCUCUCUUUUACCUUAGCGUGGCUGAAGUCCAGCAGCUGGAUCAACGAGCAGAGGAGGACAAUGGCACAGACGUCGAGCAAGCUUCUGUCUGUGGUGGAGACGUGACGGGGAGCAGGACAAACAGCCAACUUGUUGUCAUCUUAAGAGAACUGGAGGCCAAACUGAGAAACACUGAGAAACAAUUAGAAGAUCUGAGAGGAGAGGUCCGAGGUAACCGGGUGGCAUUCGGAGCAUCUCUUGGCAUUGAUGGAAAUAUUGGACCCUUCAACACUGAGAUCACACUGGUCUACAAGAAUGUCUUCUCAAACAGCGGCUCAUACAACCCUGGAACAGGUAUUUUCACCGCUCCAGUCAGAGGAGUCUACUACUUCAGCUUCUCUGGCCAUAAUAUAUCAACUAGAUCAAUGUGGCUGUUUCUGAUGAAGAACGGAGAGACAAUGAUUCAUAUUGCCAACCAUCCAGCUGGAAACCGCCAUGAGACAGCAACCAACGGCAUGACUCUGCAGCUCGAUGUUGGAGACCAGGUGUACGUGAGACUCCAGCGAAACACCUGGAUUUUUGAUAAUGGCAAUAAACACGGCACCUUCAUUGGCUAUCUGCUAUUUCCUCUGUAAGUUAAAAUCAAGUAAAACGUAAAUAAAAGAGAGCAGGGUUUAAAUCAGGAGGAACAGGUAAUGGGGUCAUGGUGGUAAUCAUUGCUGCAGGUGAUGGAUAAACAGCCCCACAACUGGCUCAUAAAGUUGUGAUCUGCCUGAUCAGUGUUGAUGAAGGCAGUUAUCUUAUCUACUGAGUUGAAACUGAAAACUAUUUGUUGAUAGAAUUUUACUUGAACUUUUGGAAGUAAGUGUUUUUUUUUAAUUUACAUUCUGGUCUACAGUAUCUGCACACACAUAUAGAGUUUGUUUCAGCUGGUUUAAAUGAUUUUGUCAGUUCUGAACUUCCACAUUUUAGCAAAAUCUGUAUUUACUCUAACCAAAGGUUGCCUAACAUUAAAAAACAUAUCUGCCCUCUUUUUUUCUGUCCAUUCUGACACAGAAUUAAUGUCUAUUGUUUGACACUUUGGUCAGUCAUGUGCAAAUGUCCUCACUCAGUCUUAAAGACUAACAACCAUCAUCCUGUAAUGUCUCAGUUACAUUGUUAUAAUAUUCUACAACUUGUUUUUCUGUUCUACGUUAUUUUAGGGCCACGAUAAAGCACCGCUAUCAAAAUUGAUUAAUCAUUGAUUCAGAGAAUGCAAAUUACAAGAUCUUCCUCUUUAUAAUGUCUUUGUGAGUGAUAUUAAGAUAAGAGGGGCACGUUUUCUACAAGCCUUCAACAAUCAUGUGAAUCCUUGCACGUGAACGUCAGGCUUCUGAGUGAUAACACUUUCAUACCCAAUCAUGAUACAACCACCUGUUACCAAUAAGAGUUUUUACCUGGAGACUUCCUCGAAUCGUUUUCUGUCUUUCUUUUGUUGCCCCUGUCCCACCUUGUUUGUUUAAAACAUGUUGCUGAAACAUAUUUUAUAUGUAAAUAAACUUAUUUGGAUAGCU
Acanthopagrus latus (yellowfin seabream) is the source of this 1578-nucleotide messenger RNA. RefSeq names its product complement C1q-like protein 2. The record is from RefSeq and is a predicted model, not a curated record. The transcript has 3 exons. NCBI's taxonomy places the organism in Eukaryota, Metazoa, Chordata, Actinopteri, Spariformes, Sparidae. Bases 16 to 660 code for a protein of 214 amino acids. Gene Ontology annotation, molecular function: protein binding.